Messenger RNA from Linum trigynum, 858 nucleotides. Lineage: Eukaryota; Viridiplantae; Streptophyta; Magnoliopsida; Malpighiales; Linaceae. The record is from the annotation of a GenBank genome assembly.
CGAUCGGUUUUUGGAGGCCGGGCGAGAUGGGUCAGGUUGCUGUCGAUUACUCGGCUACUUGACCCGUUUCGCCUAGCCUCCAAAACAACCCUGCACCACCCUAAGCCCAACCCUAAUUGCCCCCAUGUCCCCCCUCGGCCUCAAUCGAUCUCUCUUCGCUCCUACGCCACUUGAUCCACUACCGCCAGAGACUAGAAACCUUCCCCGGCCAGCGCUGCCCGAUCCCGUCGACCUCCGCGUCUGGCCUCCACCUCCGCUCACCCUCUCCCCUGAUCUCUGCAUCCGCUUGCCCGCCGCUCAACUCAACCUCUGCUUCUACUCCUCAAAUCGCCGACGCCCUCCCCCGAUGUCCGACUCCGCUCACCCGCCACUACCCUCGACCUCUGCUCCUACUCGAAGCGUCGAUCGCCCUUCCUCGACAUCCACCUCCGCCGCUCCCCUCGACCUCUGCUCCUCCUCCUCGAAUCAUCGGUCACCCUCCCCUGACGUCCGCCUCCUCCGCUCCCCUCAACCUCGGCUCCUCCUCCUCGAGUCGCCGACUGCCAUCAACCGCUUGCUUGGCUGCUCCAAUUCUAUUCCUAUGGCGAGACCUCCUACUCCUCGUGGUGGACAUGGCGGACGAGGUACCCCUACUGCUGAGUCUUCUUCCUAGGGGUGGGCAACGGGACGGGACGGGAUACCCGUCCCGUUUUAAACGGGCACCCAGUCCCGUUUGGAGAUCAAAGUCCAUCCCAUAUCCCAAACUCAUAUGAGGAACGGGUACCCAUUUCCCGUACGGAACGUAUACCGGGUACCCAUACUACCCAUAAAUACCCAAAAUUUAAACCACUAAAAUUUUAACAAAAGUUUAAACUUAAC